Molecule: messenger RNA, 741 nt
Organism: Cynara cardunculus var. scolymus (artichoke)
Lineage: Eukaryota; Viridiplantae; Streptophyta; Magnoliopsida; Asterales; Asteraceae
Exons: 2
Coding region: 1-741 (246 amino acids)
Source: RefSeq, a predicted model, not a curated record
AUGGAACAGGCGCCUACUAAUCCGCCUGUUAGUGAAGGGCAGAAUGUUCAUACUGCUAGACAAAUUGUGGAAUUCCAAAGAGCCGUCGAUGUUUGGUCUAGCAACAAAUAUAGUUGUCGAAGCUAUAUUCUGAAUGGACUAGACGAUUCCUUGUAUGAUAUAUACUCCACUUUGAAUACCACAAGGGAGAUAUGGGAAUCGUUAGAGACCAAAUACAAAACGCAAGUGGCGUGCUCUAAGAAAUUCGUUGUGGGAAAGUUUCUUAACUUCAAGUUGAACGAUUCUCGUUCGAUUGUCAAGCAAGUAGAGGAGAUUCAAAUCUUGGCUCAUGAACUCGAGGUUGAAGGUAUGGGUUCAAACUCUAACUUUCUGGUUAGUGCUAUCAUUGAGAAAUUGCCUCCCACUUGGAAGGAUUUCAAGUUGUAUCUUAAGCAUCUAACGGAAGAGAUGACUUUUGAUCAACUUGUAUUGAAACUCCGAGUUGAGGAAGACAAUAGAAAAACCGAGAAGGAUUGUGGAACCUCUUUGGAGCCCAACGCCAAUAUGGUGGCGGGUAACUCAUCCAAAGAAAAUUUCAACAAUGAACGUUUUUUUGAAAAUGAAAGGUAUGUGGAAAGGGUGGACAUCGAGCAAAAGAUUGUAGGUUCAAAAGGAAUCAAGAGAACGGAGGAGGAAGCGGAGGUGCUGGCCCUUCCAAUCAAGCUCACAUCACUGAUUCAGAAAACUGGUUCGUUGGCGUGA